GUGUACGUCAGUCACGUCAGUGUCAGUAUUGUAAUUUGUAAUAAUUUUGUUAAGUAUAUUGGACGAUUUUUUGUUAAUGAGAUUUACUACAAACGUUGACAUUGAUUUCUUGUUAUUUAUAUUAUCGUUCAUGAAGAAGUAAUCAAUUAAAUUAAUCAGUAAAGGAAACUGGGUGCUUGGACAUAUGGUGUGAAAUUCCAGCUAUAAGUAGAGGAAUAUAGGUGAAAGGUCUUAUAAUGCAAUGCUACCUAGAAGGAGGCGUGUUGGCUCUGAAAAUGAGCCCCUCAUUCUAGGAGGUCCAACUCCUUGGAGUCAACAAAGCAGUUUCACUUCGGGUGGAUACCCCAAUAAUGUGACCGACGAUUUUUCCUUAGAAGAUACCGUUGAACCAGAACCAGUUAUGGCUGCAAGAGAUAGAACCGGAGAAUUUGUGAAUACUGUCCAAACGUUGCAGGGAAGGAACAUAGUUAGGGCAGUAUCGGCACAAGAUCCAAAAAAAUCAAAAGCAAUACAAAGCCAUUCUGAGUUUAUGUUGGUUGCUAAAAAUGUCGGAAGGAAUAUAACAAGCACAUACGCAAAAUUAGAAAAAUUAACAUUAUUGGCUAAAAGGAAAUCUUUAUUUGAUGAUAAAUCUUCAGAAAUUCAGGAAUUGACAUAUAUGAUUAAGGGAGAUUUGAAUAGCUUGAAUCAGCAGAUUGCUCAGCUGCAAGAAGUCUCGAAAAGACAAAGACACCAAUCUAACGGGAAACAUCUACAAUCCCAUUCCAGUAAUGUAGUAUUAGCUUUACAGUCUAAAUUAGCUAGCAUGUCGACACAUUUCAAACAGGUUCUUGAGGUCAGAACUGAAAAUCUAAAACACCAAAAAAGUAGGAGAGAGCAGUUUUCCCAAGGGGGUCUUCCACCUCCUAGUGGACCCACUCAAGGUAGCUUAUUACUACAAGAGGAGAAUCAAGUCAGUAUCAACUUGGAAAACACAGCUCUGGUACCUCAACAACGAACUCAGUUACAAGCAGCCUUGAUGUACGAUGAAACAGAUAAUUAUUUGCAGAACAGAGCUGAAACCAUGCAAUAUAUUGAAUCAACGAUAGUAGAAAUAGGUGGAAUUUUUCAACAGUUAGCGCACAUGGUUAAAGAGCAAGAGGAAACGGUCGAAAGAAUCGACUCCAAUGUGGCUGAUGCGGAACUGAAUAUUGAAGCGGCCCAUGCGCAGAUUGUUCGGUAUUUCCACUCUGUAAGUUCUAAUAGGUGGUUGAUGAUUAAAAUAUUCGGAGUACUGAUUAUGUUCUUCAUUUUCUUUGUUGUAUUUUUAGCAUAAACGGCGAUGUAUAGUUUUUAAUGUACUAUUCAAUUGUAAAUAAUUUUAUACAAAUAUUCACUUUGAAAAGUAAAAUGAAAUUAUUUAUAGAAGUUAUCAAUUGGUCAGCAGAUUUUAUUCAGAGAAUAAAGGUGAUUUUCUGA
Molecule: messenger RNA, 1458 nt
Organism: Coccinella septempunctata (seven-spotted ladybird)
Lineage: Eukaryota; Metazoa; Arthropoda; Insecta; Coleoptera; Coccinellidae
Product: syntaxin-5
Exons: 3
Coding region: 242-1315 (357 amino acids)
Biological process (GO): vesicle fusion; endoplasmic reticulum to Golgi vesicle-mediated transport; intracellular protein transport
Cellular component (GO): endomembrane system; Golgi membrane; SNARE complex
Molecular function (GO): SNAP receptor activity; SNARE binding
Source: RefSeq, a predicted model, not a curated record